Anoplopoma fimbria (sablefish) is the source of this 3504-nucleotide messenger RNA. RefSeq names its product transmembrane protease serine 9-like. The record is from RefSeq and is a predicted model, not a curated record. NCBI's taxonomy places the organism in Eukaryota, Metazoa, Chordata, Actinopteri, Perciformes, Anoplopomatidae. Gene Ontology annotation, molecular function: serine-type endopeptidase activity. Gene Ontology annotation, biological process: proteolysis.
UGUGUGGCAUCACUCCUCUCAACACCAAGAUAGUUGGCGGUGAAGACGCUCCAGUUGGAAGUUGGCCCUGGCAGGUUAGUCUGCAGGGAUUUGGCAGCCAUGUUUGUGGUGGUUCCCUCAUCAACAGAGAGUGGGUGAUGUCUGCUGCUCACUGCUUCUUCAGUACCAGUACGUCAGGGCAGAUUUCUCUCGGCCGUCAGAACCUACAGGGCAACAACCCCAACGAAGUGUCCAGAACCGUUGCCAGAAUCAUUUUGCAUCCAAACUAUGACAGGGACACCAGCAACAAUGACAUUGCUCUGCUCAAACUCUCCUCACCAGUCAAAUUCACAGACUACAUCAGACCUGUGUGUCUGGCAGCCAGUGACAGUGUGUUCAACAACGGUACUGAUAGCUGGGUCACUGGUUGGGGCGCAGUAGAGGAGGGAGUGUCAUUGCCGUUCCCUGAAACCCUUCAAGAAGUGGAGGUGCCAGUUCUGGGAAACAGACAGUGUAACUGUCUCAAUGGAGUCGGUACAGUCACAGACAACAUGAUCUGUGCUGGUGUUCUGGCAGGAGGCAAAGACUCUUGUCAGGGUGACUCAGGAGGUCCAAUGGUGAACCAGCAGGGCUCCGUCUGGGUCCAGUCUGGAAUUGUUAGUUUUGGUUUUGGCUGUGCUCGGCCCAAUCUGCCGGGAGUCUACUCCAGAGUGUCCAGUUACCAGUCCUGGAUCAACUCCCACAUCAGCUCUGAUAAGCCAGGCUUUGUCCAGUUCACCUCCAGUGGGCUGGAUGCUGACAGCAGCUACACCUGUCCUGGUCUGCCACCUCCUGUUAUUACUGCUACUACUACUACUGCUACUGGUACUGGAGGACCAGCUACAACUACAGAACCAGGAUCCACAACAUCUAGUGCUGAAUUGUGUGGCAUCACUCCUCUGAACACCAAGAUAGUUGGCGGUGAAGACGCUCCAGUUGGAAGUUGGCCCUGGCAGGUUAGUCUGCAGGGAUUUGGCAGCCAUGUUUGUGGUGGUUCCCUCAUCAACAGAGAGUGGGUGAUGUCUGCUGCUCACUGCUUCUUCAGUACCAGUACGUCAGGAUGGCAGAUUUCUCUCGGCCGUCAGAACCUACAGGGCAACAACCCCAACGAAGUGUCCAGAACCGUUGCCAGAAUCAUUUUGCAUCCAAACUAUGACAGGGACACCAGCAACAAUGACAUUGCUCUGCUCAAACUCUCCUCACCAGUCAAAUUCACAGACUACAUCAGACCUGUGUGUCUGGCAGCCAGUGACAGUGUGUUCAACAACGGUACUGAUAGCUGGGUCACUGGUUGGGGCGCAGUAGAGGAGGGAGUGUCAUUGCCGUUCCCUGAAACCCUUCAAGAAGUGGAGGUGCCAGUUCUGGGAAACAGACAGUGUAACUGUCUCAAUGGAGUCGGUACAGUCACAGACAACAUGAUCUGUGCUGGUGUUCUGGCAGGAGGCAAAGACUCUUGUCAGGGUGACUCAGGAGGUCCAAUGGUGAACCAGCAGGGCUCCGUCUGGGUCCAGUCUGGAAUUGUUAGUUUUGGUUUUGGCUGUGCUCGGCCCAAUCUGCCGGGAGUCUACUCCAGAGUGUCCAGUUACCAGUCCUGGAUCAACUCCCACAUCAGCUCUGAUAAGCCAGGCUUUGUCCAGUUCACCUCCAGUGGGCUGGAUGCUGACAGCAGCUACACCUGUCCUGGUCUGCCACCUCCUGUUAUUACUGCUACUACUACUACUGCUACUGGUACUGGAGGACCAGCUACAACUACAGAACCAGGAUCCACAACAUCUAGUGCUGAAUUGUGUGGCAUCACUCCUCUGAACACCAAGAUAGUUGGCGGUGAAGACGCUCCAGUUGGAAGUUGGCCCUGGCAGGUUAGUCUGCAGGGAUUUGGCAGCCAUGUUUGUGGUGGUUCCCUCAUCAACAGAGAGUGGGUGAUGUCUGCUGCUCACUGCUUCUUCAGUACCAGUACGUCAGGAUGGCAGAUUUCUCUCGGCCGUCAGAACCUACAGGGCAACAACCCCAACGAAGUGUCCAGAACCGUUGCCAGAAUCAUUUUGCAUCCAAACUAUGACAGGGACACCAGCAACAAUGACAUUGCUCUGCUCAAACUCUCCUCACCAGUCAAAUUCACAGACUACAUCAGACCUGUGUGUCUGGCAGCCAGUGACAGUGUGUUCAACAACGGUACUGAUAGCUGGGUCACUGGUUGGGGCGCAGUAGAGGAGGGAGUGUCAUUGCCGUUCCCUGAAACCCUUCAAGAAGUGGAGGUGCCAGUUCUGGGAAACAGACAGUGUAACUGUCUCAAUGGAGUCGGUACAGUCACAGACAACAUGAUCUGUGCUGGUGUUCUGGCAGGAGGCAAAGACUCUUGUCAGGGUGACUCAGGAGGUCCAAUGGUGAACCAGCAGGGCUCCGUCUGGGUCCAGUCUGGAAUUGUUAGUUUUGGUUUUGGCUGUGCUCGGCCCAAUCUGCCGGGAGUCUACUCCAGAGUGUCCAGUUACCAGUCCUGGAUCAACUCCCACAUCAGCUGUGAUAAGCCAGGCUUUGUCCAGUUCACCUCCAGUGGGCUGGAUGCUGACAGCAGCUACACCUGUCCUGGUCUGCCACCUCCUGUUAUUACUGCUACUACUACUACUGCUACUGGUACUGGAGGACCAGCUACAACUACAGAACCAGGAUCCACAACAUCUAGUGCUGAAUUGUGUGGCAUCACUCCUCUCAACACCAAGAUAGUUGGCGGUGAAGACGCUCCAGUUGGAAGUUGGCCCUGGCAGGUUAGUCUGCAGGGAUUUGGCAGCCAUGUUUGUGGUGGUUCCCUCAUCAACAGAGAGUGGGUGAUGUCUGCUGCUCACUGCUUCUUCAGUACCAGUACGUCAGGAUGGCAGAUUUCUCUCGGCCGUCAGAACCUACAGGGCAACAACCCCAACGAAGUGUCCAGAACCGUUGCCAGAAUCAUUUUGCAUCCAAACUAUGACAGGGACACCAGCAACAAUGACAUUGCUCUGCUCAAACUCUCCUCACCAGUCAAAUUCACAGACUACAUCAGACCUGUGUGUCUGGCAGCCAGUGACAGUGUGUUCAACAACGGUACUGAUAGCUGGGUCACUGGUUGGGGCGCAGUAGAGGAGGGAGUGUCAUUGCCGUUCUCUGAAACCCUUCAAGAAGUGGAGGUGCCAGUUCUGGGAAACAGACAGUGUAACUGUCUCAAUGGUGGUACAGUCACAGACAACAUGAUCUGUGCUGGUGUUCUGGCAGGAGGCAAAGACUCUUGUCAGGGUGACUCAGGAGGUCCAAUGGUGAACCAGCAGGGCUCCGUCUGGGUCCAGUCUGGAAUUGUUAGUUUUGGUUUUGCUGUGCUCGGCCCAAUCUGCCGGGAGUCUACUUCCAGAGUGUCCAGUUACCAGUCCUGGAUCAACUCCCACAUCAGCUCUGAUAAGCCAGGCUUUGUCCAGUUCACCUCCAGUGGGCUGGAUGCUGACAGCAGCUACACCUGUCCUG